Messenger RNA from Saccoglossus kowalevskii, 1011 nucleotides. RefSeq lists its product as uncharacterized. Lineage: Eukaryota; Metazoa; Hemichordata; Enteropneusta; Harrimaniidae. The record is from RefSeq and is a predicted model, not a curated record.
AUGUCGGCGCUCGUUGUACGAAGAACGGAGUCUAGUCACCACCAAGAUAGUAGAAUUGGCGCAUUUUACACGUUGAGACCGUUCGCUCGCGGAAACCCAGCGCUGGUUAGUCUUCAUGAAAUGUUCAAACAGGCAAGCGCCCCUACUCUUUGGAAGAAGGGACCAGGUGGUGGAUUCUUUCCUUCCUUGGAUUCUCUCAAAGGUCGCGGGGAAGCAAGGUUGAUGCAUCUGUCUGGGACUAGGGGAACGGCUAUAUACGUGUUGAAACAGGUGGUGGUGCUGCUGCAUCAGUCGUCAGUACACAUCAACCCGUACCUAGACGACUGGUUGCUACACAACCAAAACAAGGGGUUGUUGGCUGAGCAGGUACCCAUUAUGAAUCCCAUUUGGCGAGUGGCUCAUGAGAUGAGCAAAACAAGAUCUGAAACGCAGAAAAGAAAUCAACGACGACGAGAAGCAGCUAAAACUAAAAGAAUAGUACAAACUAAACUACAGCAAAAGAGACAAGUGAUGCACUCAUCAUUUGGCGAUUACAGGGUGAAGAUGCAAGAUGAAAAAAAGAAACUUGCUGCAGCGAUGAAAAAUGCUUCAGUCUUUCCUGCUGGAGAGGAAGUAGAAAAAAAAGGACAGUUUUUCAAGAAAGCAUCAUCACAACAGAAAUCAAUAAAUCCAGUCACCCCUUGCUUCAAAGAUCUUGGUGAGGAGAAAAAAGAUGAAGAGACUGUUGUCAUAGCAACAAAUGGGGAGAGUCACAAUGAUGGCAAAGUGGUUUUCAAACCUGCAGAUGCAGAAUUCAAAUUUGAAUUUGUAAUGGAUGAAGCAAGGGAGGAAUGUUGCUCACGUGGUGAUAACGAAGAAGAAGAAGUCGAAAAAGUAAAUGAGCAACUUGAAAGUCGCAAGAUUGAUGUGAGAUUUGAGAGGACUGAUACAUGUCAACAAGAAGCAAGUAUUGAAAACACAACUUUACAACAACUAGAAGGUAUUAGUAUAGUGACUGCAGGAAAUACAUAG